This is a messenger RNA of Phoenix dactylifera (date palm), 2510 nucleotides long. The record is from RefSeq and is a predicted model, not a curated record. NCBI's taxonomy places the organism in Eukaryota, Viridiplantae, Streptophyta, Magnoliopsida, Arecales, Arecaceae.
CUGUUGCCGUGCCGAGCAUAUUUAUGGCUCUGGAGCCUGGAAUACUUUAUUCCAUGUGGAGACCUCUAAUCUAAACAACCUAUCUUCCUCUUGACUCCUCUUUCUGCUUAGGAAUACGAAGUAGCUCAACUUCUCUGCCUGCCUUCAAAACUCUUUCCCUCCUCUCCUCCCUCCCCUUCCCCAAAGAAGUAAACAAAGGGAAAACAAACCAUCUUUCCUCGCAUCCACACUUUCAGCAUUUCUUCCACCCCUAUUCCUACUUUUACUCCACCUUAAAAAGGCUCUAAGCGGUGAAGAAGAACUUGAAGCCAGCCCAGGAGGAAAAAGAGAAAUGGCCUUCCUUCCUCUCCUCCUCCUCUUCUUCCUCUCCACCAUCCCUUCCCCGGGUAAGCAACGCUCACUUUCUUCUUCCUAUUUCUCCUAAACUCCUGUCCUCAUCUUUAUCCAAUAUUUUGUUUCUAAUAUUUCAUUUCUCCCCAGUCUCUUGUUUUCCUGUUUCUUUUGCUUUGGAACAGCACAAGUUUGUAUCUUCACCCUCUCAAAUGCACCUUUUUUUUUGCUCGCUUCCACUUGGACUGCAGAAGUUUCAGGCUGUCUUUUGGGCAGCACGAGUUCCUCUUGACUGCUUCUUUUCUCUCCCAAAAGCCAAGCACAAGCACAAGUUCCCUGUUUUUUUCCGCACUCUAAAUUCCAAUGCUCUGUUUUCCUUUGCCUUUCAGGACUUUGUAUGCUCUGUUUCUACUCACCAAGAAAUGCUUUGUUUUGUUUUCUUCUUUUCUUCUUCGGGACAGCGCAAGGUGGGAGCUUCGCCAAGCUGGGUGUGAACUACGGCACGUUGGGCGACGACCUGCCCUCGGCCGCCCGCUCCAUCGGCUUCCUCCAGUCCCUCCGCGCCGGCGCCGUCAAGAUCUAUGACGCCAACCCCGCCAUCCUCCGGGCCCUCGCCGGCACCCGUCUCCGUGUCUCCAUCAUGGUCCCCAACCAGGUCUUCCCCUCCCUCGCCGCGAACCGGUCCCUCGCCGACGCCUGGCUCGCCGCCAACCUCCUCCCCUUCUACCCCCAGGCCCGCAUCCGCUUCCUCCUCGUCGGCAACGAGGUCCUCUCCGACUACUCCGUCAAAUCCUCCUGGCCCUCCCUCGUCCCCGCCAUGGCCAACCUCCACCGCGCCCUCCGCGCCCGCUCCAUCCGCGACGUCAAGGUCGGCACCACCCUCGCCAUGGACUCCCUCAAGACCUCCUUCCCACCCUCCGCCGGCGAGUUCCGCGACGACAUCGCCGGCACCGUUAUCCGGCCCCUCCUUCGCUUCGCCAACCGCACCCGCUCCUUCUACUUCGUCGACGUCUACCCGUACUUCGCCUGGGCCUCCAGUCCCUCCACCGUCUCCCUCGAUUACGCCCUCUUCCGAGGCAAUUCCGCCACCAAUUACCUCGAUCCCGGAACCCAUCUCACCUACACCAACCUACUCGACCAGAUGCUGGACUCCGUUGUGGCGGCCAUGGCGAAGCUAGGGUUCGGCGGAGUCCGGCUAGCCAUCGCCGAGACCGGGUGGCCCAACGCCGGCGAUCUGGACCAGAUCGGGGCGAAUAUAUACAACGCGGCGACGUACAACCGGAACCUAGCCCGGCGGCUCUCGAAGCGGCCGGCGUUGGGGACGCCGGCGCGGCCGGGAGCCGUGAUGCCGGUGUUCGUCUUCGCGCUCUACAACGAGAACCAAAAGCCCGGGCCGGGGACGGAGCGGCACUGGGGGCUGCUCUACCCGAACGCCACAAGGGUCUACGAGGUGGACCUCACCGGCCGGAGGCCGGACGCAUCGUACGGUCCGCUGCCGGCGCCGGAGAACAACGAGCCGUACAAGGGGAAGAUCUGGUGUGUGUUUGGAGGAGGGAAGAAAGGUGCGAAUGCGACGGAGGUCGGGGCGGCGAUCGCGUACGCGUGCGGGCAGGGGAAGGGCACGUGCGACGCGAUCCAGCCCGGCGGGCCGUGCUACCGGCCGGCCUCGCCGACGGCGCACGCCAGCUACGCGUUCAACUCGUACUGGCAGCAGUUUCGGCGGUCCGGCGGCACCUGCUACUUUAACGGGCUCGCCGUGCAGACCGCCCAGGAUCCAAGCCAUGGAUCUUGCAAAUAUCCAAGUAACUGAAGAGAAUUCACAUAUUCCAUUUAGGCCGGAGAUGGUUCUUUUUGAGCUGUGUUGAGAGUUUGGGUGGUGGAAGAAAAAGAGAGUGAGGGAAGGGGAAUGUGUGGCAUCUUGUUGAGGUUCUUACUAACUCAUUUAGACGAAUUUGAAUCUUGUUCUCUGGUGGAUAUCUUGAUGACUCGUUAUAAAUAAAACUUGAAGACAGUUUGGUUAUUGAUUGCUGGCUAUCGUAACAUAUCGGUGUCGGAGGGGAAGAGAGAGAAUAUUUAUUGGGCAUUGUAUUGAAGUUUUAGCUGAUUGAGACUGAUCAAAUCAUGGACUCCAUUGGGCAUUAUGGGAGCUUAAUAUUAAGCUGCAAUUACACUUUUAAGUA